AACCUUCUGACUCCCUUUUUUCUUCUCCUGUAUUUCCUUCAUUCGAAGAAAUAGAAAUGGAGAAAUACGAAACCAUAGAAAUUGUUCCAGAAAACCCGAAUUCGCGGGUCUUCUACCUCUAUCUGAACCGCCCUUCUGUCAGAAACGCCUUGGCACUUCAAUGGUUCAAUGAGUUCCCAAAAGCCCUCUCUUUUCUUGACCAAAACCCUGAUGUCGGUGUCAUCGUCCUCGCUGGCUACGGUGAUCACUUCUGCGCCGGAAUCGACCUCAAAUCCCUCACCAGCAUCUCCGAGCAGUCCCAAUCCAGCGACCGCGGGCGUUCUGGGGAGAGACUUCGGCGGCAGAUAAAGUUUAUGCAGGAUGCCAUCACUGCAAUCGAGCGGUGUCGAAAGCCGGUCAUAGCCGGAAUUCAUGGGGCAUGUAUUGGCGGUGGGAUUGAUAUUAUCACCGCCUGUGACAUAAGGGUUUGCACCAAAGAUGCCUUCUUUUCCGUGAAGGAGGUUGACUUGGGGAUCACAGCUGAUCUCGGGACGCUCCAGAGAUUGCCUGGGAUUGUCGGAUACGGGAACGCGAUGGAGUUGGCUUUGACGGGACGGAGGUUUUCGGGUUCAGAUGCUAAGGAGUUGGGUCUUGUUUCAAUGGUUUUCGGAUCAAAGAGAGAAAUGGAAGUGGGAUUAAAAACUGUUGCCGAAGGAAUUGCUGCCAAGUCUCCUCUGGCUGUUACUGGGACAAAAGCAGUCUUAGUUCGAAGCAGAGACCUGAAUUUGGAUCAAGGAUUGGAUUAUGUCGCUACAUGGAACUCUGCCAUGCUUCUUUCUGAAGACCUAACAGAGUCGGUCGCAGCCCAACUAGGCAAAAGAAAGCCUGUGUUUUCCAAGCUCUGAAGGAGGCAGACAUUGUAUGUGGAAGUGCAACACAACUGUUUGUGAAUCAGCACAUCAUGUUUAUGGCAUAUGCUAUAUUGAUAUUGCUUUGUUAUCAUGUGUGAUGCUUAUAUUUUAAGUAUACUGUUUAUGUUCCCCCCUCUUUAUGGUACUGUUCAAUGUGGUUUAAUUCCCUUUAGGAUAUAAUUUUCAGAAUGAAAUUUCAAGUA
Messenger RNA from Tripterygium wilfordii, 1093 nucleotides. Its product is annotated as delta(3,5)-Delta(2,4)-dienoyl-CoA isomerase, peroxisomal. Gene Ontology annotation, molecular function: delta(3,5)-delta(2,4)-dienoyl-CoA isomerase activity. The record is from RefSeq and is a predicted model, not a curated record. The transcript is spliced from 2 exons. The coding region runs from base 57 to 884 and encodes 275 amino acids. Lineage: Eukaryota; Viridiplantae; Streptophyta; Magnoliopsida; Celastrales; Celastraceae. Gene Ontology annotation, cellular component: peroxisome.